ACAAGCUGCAUCCAGGUCUUGGGAAUCUGCGUCCGGAGUCGUCCGGUCGCGCUGGCUUCAUCCCGCGCGUGUCCUUGUCUCCAAUUCCCGUGUCUUCUUGCCUUAUUCGCCAUCUCCGGAUCCCCGCGCUUUCUUCACAGCGGCGUUUAUUGAAUUUGUCUCUUUCUCUCACAUCUCUGCGUACACGUUUUCUGCUUGAUGCCUUCCGAUUGACUCUUCAUCUGUUCUCCGUCGCCGUGCAUUUGUUUUCGUUUACGAGACACACUCGCUACAACAUCCCGUCGUCGCUGAAGUCAACGAGGCCAGUCGCGGGCUGCUCCCGGCGAUCCUCAUGGAUUUUUUCACUAUAUCCUCAGAAGUCAAUUGACUACAACUCCGGAGACGUCCGUGUCUUUUUUGCUCCGUUUUUUUCGGUGGCACUCUCCUACCAGGUUGACUGUGCCUCAUCGCAUACCGUUCCCUGCGUAUUAAGCCAGCGCCGCAUCCGUGUGGAGGGAGUUCCUCGUUUCACCCUGCAUACGACGGCUUGUUUUUUUUACGCAAAGACGUCAUCAUUUCUUGAGAAGGAAAGUGUCUUUCUUUACGCCCAGACACCAAUACAAGAUCCCGAAACUUUGAGCUGACCAGCUGCGUGUCCUUGUCUUCUUCGGCGGGCCUUGUCUUGUCAACCAGACCCGUUCCCAGCUCUAUGCGGCGGCGCACGUUCGCAGGAGGCAGUAAAAGAUGGAACUUUAGACAAGGGAAACUUUGGUUCCCAGGGGAGUUUUUUUCGAUAAAAAGCUACACCUGGUGCAUCCAAACCAGUGUUGUCUACCAGGGUAUGUGGUGUUCUUAGUGGACAAGGGCAAAGCUCCACAUACAGCGUCUCGCCAGGCAGGGCGUCGCGCACGCAGGUACCUCACCACAUAUUGUCUGUAAUGCUUGACGGGUUUUCAAGGUUCCCUUGCGCAGUAAGGGCACACCACAGGGACUUUUAUCUCGGGAAGACAUUUCUAGGUCAUCUGCAUUUGCCGAGGUUCCUCUUUUGCCCCAGAUCUGUAAAAUCGGCGUUUCUGCGCUGCCAACUGGCUCGCGGUACGCUGUCGUGGCACACCGUGUGACACGAUUAUCGGGCACAGAAAACUUUCGAUUCCUGGCACGUAAAGAGAUUUUGCGACGGUUGACAAAUGUUCUGUGUUGUGCAAAGGAAAGCCACGUUCUCUCCUUGUUUCAAGUAUUUCUACGGCGCGGUUGUGUCUCGUCUUUCGGGAUUCGACGUCUGUUGGUACCCCCGAGAGAACCGGGUCCGCAAGUGGCGCUCCGUUUGAAAGAGUUCUGUCCCGUGAGAUAUCCAAAUCAAUCUGUGAUUUAGGUGCACUCACCCCAGAGUCGUCAUUUCCGUGAAUAGGAGUAGCCAAUUCCGCCUUUUCUGCGGCAAAAUGGCGACUUUCCAAAUCGACGCGUUAGACAUGGGCUCCGAGGCUGGAGCGGAAAGCCAGACGUUGGACAGGUCCUCGCCGUUUCCUUUCUCCGUUUUCAACUCUUCCGGCGCCGGACGGUGGGAGGACAGUACCCACAAAGCUCAGGAAACAGGUUUUUAUCCUUCGUCUCAAAACGUGACGAGAGAUCAUGCUUCACCAUUGUUUGGACAGCCGCCAUUUAGUGGUCAAAAUCCAGCUUCUGCUUGCUCCACCACAGGAACCCCCCUUUGCCAGGACGAUGGGCGCAACGGCUUUCUGCACGCCACUCAGUCUCACGGCUACCCAUCAAAGACUUUGUCACAUGAGUUUUCCUUACCGGCGCCAGAAGCGCACAAUCCAGGCGACGCUGGCUACUACCGAGCCAGCGUCCAGCGCGAACAUGACGGGUGUACAGAUAGCGCAGGGAUGGAACCGACAAGUGUCACUCAGCAACGCUCCUCGAAUCAGCAUUCGACUGUCAAAGACCAACACACCCCACCGUGGUUCCAAAGCCCGGCGCCUGAUGGCGACACUUCAGUUCAGUCGUACGGUUACAUUUUAGCCUCUCAAGGAGUCGACUAUGGCUUUCCGGAUACGUCCUUUCCGCCAAUGUACCCUGUGCAUCACGAGGCGAACUCGUCAUCGGUUAUCCGGAAUCCUCAGGAAAACAGAACAGAAGAGCCCGGCUCGCACCCGUCGGCUUCGCCACAUCCUUUUUCUCCAAUGCCUCGAGACACCAGUGCCACGGGCAACGGAAUGCCGCAACAUGCAGGAGAGGAUUCCAUCGCAGAGCGAAUGCCCCCGAGCGGAAAAAACUCUAGACCGGCGGGACCGAUGGAGUGGAACACCGAAUUUGCAAAGGCGGAGAACUCGCUGAAGGCGGCUGCGGAGGAGCUGUACUCUCAUUUGCCCGAAUCUGCUCAGCGUCCCAGACGGUCGCCGUCGCCAGAUUUUGGUCACAAGUCCUCCGGCAAGGGGAAAGCCCGCGCACAUCCGUAUGCGAUUCCUGUGAGUUCGUCCUCCGGAGGGACGUGGUCCUGUUCUUCCGUGCCACCCUUCUGUCUCCCAGCUGCCUCCUCCGAGAAUCACAGACAAGCGGAGAAGGGCCUCGAUCAAGAAGCCAGGGCUCUGACGGAGGGUUUGUCUUCGGGCGAAUGCGUGUCUGGAUUUCCACUUUCCUCCGAUAUGGAAGGCGCCAGCCCUUCACUGGGAGCAAAUUGCAGAUCGAGCGGGUACACUCUGUCGAGAAAACCGACAGACAGCACCACCCAUCCCAGCUUUUCUUCGUCCUCUUCCCAAUCGUUCAGUCCGCCUCUCUCCUCGAGCCGCGACAGCCCUCGCCUCGAGCCUAAACCCGCGCCUGGCCAGUUGCCUGAGGACCAGCAGCGAGCGCCAGAAGACAGAGGCUUCCUAAGAUUUCUUCUCCCGCCUCGACAGGAGCGCCAGGAAGGGAGCGAGGACCCGUCGCUUUUCUCUGGCGAUGUGCAGAUGCAAAGAACAGAUGUUGAGGGAGACGAGAGGCAGGUGCCUAGAGUUCCCACAAGUGCUGGCGGUGAACACAUAGAGGAGGACCACCGGAGACAGGGACAGCUUGAGUCCGCUGGCCAACCCGCUGCUUCCGGAGCGCCUGCCCAAAGGCUUGGUGAAGGGGCAGGGAGAGGAAGUGAAGAAGUGAACGCUCUGGGUGUCCUUCGAGAGUGUCUAGGGGAGGACAGACAAGCUGACGAAGAAGGCGACGCGCAUCGGAGGGCACUGGAGGCCGAGGCGCCGCCCUCAGUGAAGCGGAGGCGGGGACCUGCACAGCCAGCGAAGAUGUAUUUCCACAAGAAAAAGGAGGCAUGGCGAGCUGAAGUUCUCAUCGAUGGAACGAAACGCCAAAAGAGUUUCUCUUGCAAAGUGUACGGUGAGCCACGGGCGCGGAUGCUGUGCGAAUGGGCCCGACGCUUCGCUCGAGACUUUGGGCGACUCCCCUCCAACCAGGACGUCGCCAACUACAUCCCGUGUCUGCCAAGGUGUCGGCCAGCGCCUCGCGGGAAUGACGACCGCGGCGAGCCAGCCACGCAGCACUCGGAAGGCUCGUACUUCGCUUCGUUCCCUCACUCGUUUGCAGCCCACGCCGCGCCUCCAGAUAUCGACGCGGAGGACGGGGCCUCCGCAGGCCCGCCAUGUCCUCAGGGCCCGUUUUUUGCGGGCGGGGUAGGAGCUCCUGACUGCGUGCAGACUCAUGGCCAAAUGCGGAUGUUCAACUCGGCGCAGGCCAAUAGCCAGGGAGGGGAAUUCAGGCCAUUCUUGACCCCCGAGGGGUGGAGAGAGACGGACAGCAGCAGAGAGAUGUGGCAGAAGGCCCACGGAAGCGGAGAAGGCGCGGGCACAGUCGAGAUAUCUCAGAACUCCGACCAGAUGAGUCGAGCUCAGAUGUACCACCCCGCUUACAGCCCAUACGGCCAGAUGCCGCAGCAGAGCUACUACGCGCCGCAGGGAAUGGGUGAGAGGCCAGACAACGAGGUUCUGACCUUCCCAGUGCAGCCGGCAGCGUCCUUCCCCAUCAGCGACGACACAGCGUGGUCUGCGCGGCCUGAGGCCUUCUGGAGCGCAGCAACCGCAGCGUCCCCGCACCAGCCACAAGCGUGGAUAGACGGGAGGCGCAAGGAUGAGGGAUUGACUUCGUUCGAAAACUUCUUUUCGGGCGGCCCGAAUGCGCUCGGCUGGCCACAAGGCCCCGUGCAAGGUGGCGAAGAAUUGCAGCGGCGCUUCGCAUGCACUCAGGACGCGAGACAAGACGUUCAGACCGACAGGGAGAGCCACGCGCAAGGCACAGGUCUCCGUGCCUCGCCUCCGGACUUUUUCUACGCUGACUCGAACGCCUCGAACGCACCACGCGUCGGGCCUCAACCCUUCAACGUCGAAGCUGAAUGCCAGGAACGCAUGCGCGUAGAGCGCGCGCGGGAGGGGCGGGCGCGCCUCGGAGAGGUCCUCGAGCGUCAGUCUCAGGUCCCGGUGGAGAGCGCGGGAGACGGUUUCGAAGUUCAGUUUGGUAAUCCGCGACCCCAGUCGUUUUUUAAUACACACUUCUGUGGGCCUGGCGGGCCACACAUGCCGCCGUUCCAGAUGUACGCUUCCUCCGACCAGCCGGGGGCUCCGCCUCAACAGCUUGAGCAAGCUCUUCGAGGCGGCGCCGUGUACCCUAACUUUCUCGAUGGUAGGUCCCCGCAAAAGGUCCCGCAGACGUCGUGCCCGCCUUCGCCCUUCUCUUCGUCGACCUGCGCCGGGGCGAGUGUGGCGUCGUUCCCUUCUUCGUCUGUCUCCGCGGCAGGCGUCUCCGGGUCUGCGCUCGCCGCUGCAACAGAGCUGCCCUUCUCUCCGUUUCCUUCGCCCUUCAUCUCUGACGGGCCCCUCCCGCCGCUUCCCUUUUCGGCGCCGCCCUAUGCGAGUUCGGGCGACGAGGUGUUCCUCCGGGCUCCCCCCUGCAUACCCUCAGGACAGGCAGGCGGACCCAGCCAGCUGUCGGGACCCUUCUACCUUUCUUCGGGGUUCCUAGACACCAGCGCGCCCUACUACUCUCCGCCGGUGCCCCAGGGACAUGCGACUCCGGCUCCCCACUUAGGAAUGUGUUACCACCCUUCGCUCGCUUCGGGGUCUACUCACGGCAGGUUUUACGGCCAGGCGCCUUGCGACAGGUCGCAGCACGCAUGCGCCUCGGGGCCGACUCUCGGGGCUGUCGAGCUGGCGGCAGAAGUCGCUGCGACGGCGCUGUCGACUCUGGACAAGCAGAGCUUCGACUCUCUCUUUUUGCAGACCCUCCAGGAGCUGAACUGCGAGAAAGGCGGGGCGGCAGGUUCUGCCGACCGUCCGCGGUCUCUAGAUCUUUCCUUCACUGUCCCCCUCCCCCUUCUGCACCAGGCCAGCAGCCUCUUGAACCAGAUGGAAGACCCCUUCUCGGGAAUCGCCCUUGACCCCUUCGGCCAGGGUGUAGCCACCUUGGUGCUGCCAGCCACGAGUGACUAUUUGCAUCGUCUUCCUUUCGUUGGAGCCUCAGCGGUGCUUCCGAUGGGUCGCCCCGCAGGCGGUGAGUCGUGUUUCGCUCCCCCUGAGGCGAGUGGAUGCAUCGAAACGGCGCCGAACCCGCUACGAGGCGGCGAGGUCAAAACCGGAAGCGUCUUCGGAGACACCGGGGAAGAGACACGGCCAGGUGAGGCGGACGCAAGCAAGGCGAGUUGCUUGGAGCGGUCCCGCGCGGGUGGCAUGGGCGAGGAGGGGGAGGGUGAGAGACACCGCAAGACCAGCGGUUGUGGCGACGAGGAUGAGGAAGGCUUCAGCGCCUUUGUACAGAAACGAAGAGAAAUGAACAUUGCGGCGGGGGCGCGGUUCGAGGAACUUGACGGCCUAAAAAGCCUCACCAGACCCCGAGGUGGCAGAACCAAGCGGUUCAAUGUCGGCAAAAAACCCUUCAGCGGAGUCCGCGGAAUCUACUUUCAACAGGGAGCUUGGAAGGUCCGCUACCGAGGUGACCAGGAGGAGGUUUUGAAGGUCUUUCCAUACGCCAGCGGGGACUUCGACAGUAUGUGGUUCCAGUUUCUGCUGGCUCGGCAGUUCCUCCGGCAAGUCAUCGCGAAAGGCCGCCAGCUACACGACAGCGACGGAGAAGGUCUCUCGGACGAAGAGCCCGCGUGGAUUCUGAGGCACGACGCAGCGAGUGCGAGUAGUGCGACUCGGCGUGCGGACUCUGGGCGGCCUCGGCGGGGACUGCAGGCGUCUUCUUCUUCUUCGCGUUCAUCUUCUCUCUCGGCGUCUCAGUCUCGACAGGGGCGGCGGUCGGACGGGUCCUUCGUGGAGUGGACGAGCGCCACUGGUCGGCGUCGCAACGACCCGUCUGCCGACUCGCGUGCUUCUGGAAGAGUUGGGAGAGCUGUUGCCCUCAGCGGAGCUUCGCUCGGUUCCCUCGGAGAGACAGCUGCAGGCGAGGGCGCCGACACGACUGGGGGCGCGCUCUCCUCGUUUCUCGGGAGAGACCGCAAGUGCCAAGAGCGCGGCCCGAGUCAGAGCGGCGCAUGCAGACGGCUGGACGCGGCCGUUGAGAGUCUCCGUCCAAUCUCAAGCACCGACUUCUUCGAGCCCAUUUUCUUCCCCGCUCUCUUCGGCCCCGCCAGCGAAAAGUGGGGUGUGCGCGCCGACAGAGUCAGGGACGACGUGGAGGACCUCGAGAAACAGCGCCUGGCUUCACCUCAUGCCCGCGGAGACAACGGAGACAGUGGAGACAGUGUAGCCACGAUGGAGAAGAGUCAGGGCGAGGCCGCAUGUGGAGAGGGCGAGAAGAGAAGAAGGCUGUCCAGAGAGGUCGAAGGCUCGCACGCCUCGAAGGUUGGAGAGGUGGUGGAGGAACUUGACACCCUCGAGAAGUGCCGGAGAAGUCUUUGCAGCCAGGAGGAGAAGGACAGCAUUUCGGACUCGUGUGCAACGGAGCAGACGGUGGGGACCGGCAGAGACUGUGGAGAGAAGCCGGAGGUGGAGGGGAGUGUUUCGCUUGCUCUGGACUCUGCGUGCUCUCUCUCGGCGUUUUCCCUCUCGUUUGCGGGAUCCGAGAAGAACGUAGGGGGAGAGCCGCAGGUCGAAGACGGGAGAGAGGAAGCCCGAACGCGAGCAGACACGAACGACCACAAGUCCGCAUCGGUGUCGACAGACGCCUUUGAUCUCUUGCAGGAGCCGACGUUCUCGAAGGCGACUUCUCCCACGGGACCCUCGAGAGAAAAGGAGUUCCAGCUCGUCGCCUCGUACCCUUGGGAUCUUUCUGGGGAGAUGCUCGCGAGAAAGGCCAGUCCUGGGUGGCACUCGUUGCCGCACCUGCCUCUUCUUCUCCAGGACCGACACGACCGAGUCCUCGCUUCCUCGUUUUGGCCCUAGGGUUUCGCCGCGCGUCAUUGGGGGGUGGAGUCGCAUUCAGCUCCCGAGUUGUACACUGCCUAUAUAUAUAUAUAUAUAUAUAUAUAUAUAUAUAUAUAUUGUACGAUUGAAACCAAGGCCCUCUGGAAGCGCCAGC
Molecule: messenger RNA, 7473 nt
Organism: Toxoplasma gondii ME49
Lineage: Eukaryota; Apicomplexa; Conoidasida; Eucoccidiorida; Sarcocystidae
Gene: AP2X5
Product: AP2 domain transcription factor AP2X-5
Exons: 5
Coding region: 1419-7337 (1972 amino acids)
Source: RefSeq, a predicted model, not a curated record